This is a messenger RNA of Pseudophryne corroboree (corroboree frog), 15543 nucleotides long. It is a transcript of the gene BIRC6, whose product is annotated as baculoviral IAP repeat containing 6. NCBI's taxonomy places the organism in Eukaryota, Metazoa, Chordata, Amphibia, Anura, Myobatrachidae. The record is from RefSeq and is a predicted model, not a curated record. Gene Ontology annotation, biological process: regulation of cytokinesis; apoptotic process. The transcript is spliced from 75 exons. The coding region runs from base 84 to 14849 and encodes 4921 amino acids. Gene Ontology annotation, molecular function: ubiquitin-protein transferase activity.
UACGCACACACGUCUUAGCAGCACGCGCGUCACUUCCGGCGUCCACUCCUCCUGUCCGUGCGGCUUCCUGGCUGCUGACCCGGAUGGUGUAUAGCGGUCUCGGUGCUGCUGCUCUCCUGUCACCUGACGCAGCGGCGGCCGGCGGCCCUCCUUCUCCCUCUCCUCUCCCUCCUCACCCAGCUGCCGUGCCGAAGUUCUCCUCUUCCCGCACCGUCACCUCGUCAGGCUCUCAUCCCAGCCUUACCCCCGGCCUCCCCGCCCCGGUGUCCCGCCCGGAGGGGGCCCGGCUGCCGAUAAUGGCGGCGGGGGCAGCGGCGGGAGCCUCGGAGUGGCUGGUGCUGAGGGACGGUUGCCUGCGCUGCGAUGAGCACGGUGUGAGCAGUUUGUCCUACCAUCCGGCACUCAACGCCAUCCUGGCCGUCACUACCCGGGGGAGUAUCAAAGUCAUCGAUGGCACGUCCGGAGCGAUCCUGCAGGCGUCAGCCGGUCACGCAAAGCCUGGUGUGCGAGUAAAAUGCCAGUACUUUCCAACUGUUGAUAAAGUUAUCUUCGUGGACGAUUAUGCAGUUGGUUGUCGGAAAGACCUAAAUGGCAUCUUACUACUAGACACAGCACUUCAGACUCCAGUCACAAAACCGGAUGAUGUGAUCCAGCUUGAAUUGCCAGUAACUGAGGUGCAGCAAUUGCUGUCUGCUUGCCUGGAGAAAAUUGACGUGUCUAGUGCUGAAGGUUAUGAUUUGUUUAUUAUGCAGCUGAAAGAUGGCUUCAAAAAUACCUCACAUGAGACAGCAGCAAAUCAUAAAGUUGCAAAGUGGGCAACAGUCACAUUUCAUCUUCCUCACCAUGUGUUAAAGUCUGUGACUGGUGCAAUCGUGAAUGAGCUAAAGAAGAUAAAUCAAAAUAUCGCUGCAUUGCCUGUAGCCUCCUCUAUAAUGGACAGGCUGUCUUAUCUGCUAACUAGUGCAAGACCUGAACUUGGUGUGGGGCCUGGACGAUCUGUAGAUCGGUCCUUGAUGUACAGUGAAGCAAACAGACGGGAGACCUUUACUUCUUGGCCUCAUAUCGGCUACAGAUGGGCUCAGCCUGAUCCCAUGGCUCAAGCAGGUUUUUAUCAUCAGCCAGCUUCCUCAGGAGAUGAUCGUGCCAUGUGCUUCACAUGUAGCGUAUGUUUAGUGUGCUGGGAACCCACAGAUGAACCCUGGUCUGAGCAUGAGAGACAUUCCCCAAAUUGUCCGUUUGUGAAAGGUGAACACACUCAGAAUGUACCCCUCUCCGUUACGCUUGCAACAUGUCCUGCCCAGUUCCCCUGCACAGAUGGCACAGAUAGAAUAUCCUGUUUUGGGGUGGGAAACUGCCCACACUUUCUUGCUGCUGCAACAAAAAGAGGAAAAAUUUGUGUGUGGGAUGUAUCUAAGCUCAUGAAGGUGCACUUAAAAUUUGAAGUUAACCCAUAUGACCCUGCAAUAGUGCAGCUUUUGGUUCUCACAGGUGACUCCACUACCACAGUUGAGACCAGGAGGCCAACACUGGCAUGGUUAGAGGACUCAUCUAGCUGUUCCGACAUCCCAAAGCUGGAGGGAGACAGUGAUGACUUGCUGGAUGAUUCAGAUAGUGAAGAGCGAUCAAGAUCUGAUUCUGUAACAGGACACACAUCUCAGAAGGAAACUAUGGAGAUGAGCCUGGAUAUAACUGCCCUCAGUAUACUACAACAGCCAGAAAAACUUCAGUGGGAGAUUGUUGCCAACGUCCUCGAAGAUACUGUAAAGGACUUGGAGGAACUUGGGACAAACCCUUCUUUAAUUGGUUGUAAAAGUGAAAAGUCCAAGGAGAAGCAUUUAGACCAGCACAACAUUCCCUUUCCUUGCUUACUGACGGGUGGUUUACUGACGUACAAGUCCCCUGCUACCUCCCCAACUAGUAGCAAUUCACGUAGGUCUCUUGAUGCUUUAAACAGGACUCCAGGCGAGAGCUCUUCGGAGCAGGGCUCUACUGACAAUGAAUCUGGCAUGAAUUCAGAUCUUAACUCUCCUUUGGUGAAAAGGACUCUACCUGUAAUGCUGCUGUACAGCAUUAAAGAGUCUGAUGAAAAAGCAGGGAAGCUUUUUUCUCAGAUGAACAAUAUUAUGAGCAAAAGUUUACAUGAUGAUGGAUUUACUGUCCCCCAAAUAAUUGAAAUGGAGCUUGAUAAUCAGGAGCAGUUGCUUCUGCAAGACCCCCCUGUCACCUACAUACAGCAGUUUGCUGAGGCCACUGCUAACCUGACCUCCCCUGAUACAGACAAGUGGACGUCUAUGGUUCCUAAGCCAGGAAUGCUAGUGCAGUGCAUGCGGCUGCCGAAGUUUGCAGAAGAGGAGAACCUGUGUGUAGAGUCCAUUAUUCCAUGUGCUGAUGGUGUCCAUCUCUUAGUAGGUUUACAGAAAUGUCCUGCAGAAUCAUUGAGUGCAAUAAAUCAAGUAGAGGCCUUGAAUAACUUAAACAAAUUAAACUCUGCUCUUUGCAGUAGGCGGAAAGGAGAAGCUGAGCACAGUCUCAGCACUGUGAAUGGAACAAGUAUCAAUGUUAUUCCCUGUGAAUCUUCAGCAGAAGUUCAUGAUCCUUUAAUUAUCCAGCCAGUCCAGAGAAGCAUGAGCGGUGGUUACUUGGUGAUUUAUAAAAUGAAUUAUACAACCAGGAUAGUGACUUUGGAGGAGCAGCCAGUUAAAAUAUUACACAUUAAAGACCCUCAGGAUGCCAUUACCUCACUUAUUUUAUUACAGCCUGAUAUUUUAGAUAACCGAGAGGAUGACUGUGAGGAGUUAUCAGAAGAGACACCAUUGACUCCUAAAAAUCUUAGUGGCAAAGAGAAGAAAUCUGAUUUUCUUAAUUUGGGACACCUAGUGGUAACUACUCAAGGUGGAUAUGUGAAAAUCCUAGAUCUUUCUACGUUUGAAGUCAUGGCUAAAGUGGAUCCACCAAAGAAGGAGGGAUCGGAUGAUGUGGACCCCUUUGUGUCCGUUGUGUACUGUUCGGGCACAGACCGGUUGUGCGCAUGUACUAAAGGGGGAGAACUUCAUUUCCUCCAGAUUGGAGGGACAUGUGAUGACCUUGAUGAAACGGAUAUUCUUGUUGAUGGAUCACUGACGAAGGGGGUGGAACAGUUAGUGGAAGGCAUCAAGCCACUGUCAAACCCUUCCAGUCCAGGCAUCACAGGUGUGGAUCUCUUAGUGGAUCAGCCCUUUUCCUUGGAAAUGUUGACGUGCUUAGUUGAACUUACCCGUUUUGAGACUCUAAUACCAAGGUUUUCUGCCACGGUGCCGCCAUGCUGGGUUGAGGUACAACAGGAACAGCAGCAGAGACGCCAUCCGCAGCACUUACACCAGCAGCACCAUGGCGAUGCCGCCCAGCAUACCCGUACUUGGAAACUACAAAAUGACAGCACUAGUUGGGAUGAACAUGUUUUUGAACUGGUCUUACCGAAAGCCUGUAUGGUAGGACACGUGGACUUCAAAUUUCUCCUGAAUUCAAACAUCACAAACAUUCCACAAAUCCAAGUGACAUUACUUAAAAACAAAGCACCCGGAUUAUCAAAAGUAAAUGAGGCACCUGUAGAUAGGCACAUCUCCUUCCCUUUAUCUACAGCCUUCAGUAUUGAAGUGCAGAGAAAUGGAAAGCCUACUCUGGUGGAUUUAAAUGAGGACAUGCAGAACAUGGAAGUAGAUGACUCUCAGUGCCCAAGGCUGUGCCCAUUUUUAGAAGAACACAAAGAAGAUAUCUUGUGUGGUCCGGUGUGGCUCGCAAGUGGUCUUGACCUAUCUGGCCAUGCUGGAAUGUUGACAUUAACAAGUCCUAAACUUGUAAAAGGGAUGGCAGGUGGAAAAUAUCGUUCCUUCCUAAUUCACGUGAAGGCUGUAAAUGAUAGAGGAGCAGAGGAGCAUUGUAAUGGAGGAACUAGACCGGUUGUAAGGAUACCCUCUUUAAAGCCCCAGAGUGUGAAAGGGCAUUCCCUUGCUUCACUACUGGCUAAGGUUGUUCCAGGCAAGGAUAAAUCUGUAACAAAAAUUGAUGCCGGCAACUCCUCCCGGAAAACUGAUAACCAUAGAGGAUGUGACCUACUCCAGGAAGUCUCUGUCACAAUACGACGUUUCAAGAAAACCUGUAUUCCAAAAGAAAGAGUCCAAAGAUGUGCUAUGUUGCAGUUCUCAGAUUUCCAUGAAAAGCUUCUGGAUACUCUCUGCAAAAAGACAGAUGAUGGGCUGGCUACAGAGCAUGCUCAGAGCUUGGUCCUAGACAUUCUCUGCUGGCUGGCUGGUGUGCAUUCUAAUGGACCGGGCAGCUUGCGGGAAGGAAAGGAGAGUUUGCUGUCUAAAACAAGAAAGUGUCUGUCUGACAUUGUGCGCACUUGUUUUUUUGAGGCUGGAAGAAGCAUUGCCCAUAAAUGUGCCCGCUUCUUAGCUCUUUGCAUUAGCAAUGGAAAAUGUGAUCCUAAUCAACAGGGCUUUGGCUUUGUCCUUUUGAAGGCUUUACUGGAGAACAUCACCUAUCUACCCUCUGCUGCAACUGGAGGGUCAGUCUACUGGUAUUUUGUUUUGUUAAAUUAUGUUAAAGAUGAAGAUCUGGCUGGUUGUAGCACAUCCUGUGCGUCUCUUCUCACCGCUAUUUCCAGACAGUUGCAAGACAGGCUUACCCCUAUGGAGGCGCUUCUUCAAACCAGAUAUGGACUGUACAGUUCUCCUUUUGACCCUGUGCUCUUUGAUUUGGAAGUCAGUGGUUCCUCUUGUAAAAAUAUUUAUAACAGCAGCUCUGGUAUACAGUCAGAUGAAAUUGACCUUUCAGAUGUCCUUUUAGGCAGUGGAAAAGUGAAUAGCUGCACGGCUGCGGAGGGCAGCUUUACUUCUCUUACAGGACUGCUAGAAGUAGAACCUUUGCACUUUACUUGCGUAUCUACCAGUGAUGGCACCAGAAUUGAGAGGGAUGAUGCAAGUACGUUCACCGUGAGCACGUUUGGUGUGACCCCAGCGGUGGGCGGUCUGUCUGCCGGGACGGUAGGAGAAGCAUCGACCGCUCUGAGUUCUGCAGCUCAGGUUGCUCUUCAGUCGCUUUCCCACGCAAUGGCCUCAGCCGAGCAGCAGCUCCAGGUACUGCAAGAGAAACAACAGCAGCUUCUGAAGCUUCAGCAACAGAAGGCAAAACUGGAGGCCAAAUUGCAUCAGACCACAGCAGCAGCCGCUGCGGCUGCCUCCGCAGUAGGCCCGGUACACAACUCUGUGCCUUCAAACCCUGUUGCAGCGCCGGGGUUUUUCAUCCAUCCAUCUGAUGUUAUCCCUCCAACCCCAAAAACAACGCCUCUCUUCAUGACUCCACCGCUUACGCCACCCAAUGAGGCUGUGUCGGCUGUCAUCAAUGCAGAGCUUGCACAGCUGUUUCCUGGCACAGUGAUUGAUUCUCCACCUGCAAUCCUUGCUGGCCAUGGCAAAAAUACUAACAAAUCUAGAGGGACUCAGCUGGGUUCAGGUCUUGCCCUGGCAAUCUCUCAUGCGUCUCAUUUCCUGCAGCCGCCUCCUCAUCAGUCCAUUAUUAUUGAGAGAAUGCACUCAGGUGCCAGGAGAUUUGUGACUCUGGAUUUUGGCAGACCCGUGCUUCUUACAGAUAUUCUUAUUCCUACCUGUGGUGAUUUGGCCUCUUUAUCCAUUGACAUUUGGAGCUUAGGUGAAGAAGUAGAUGGUAGAAGAUUAGUGGUUGCAACAGACAUCAGCACCCAUUCACUUAUUCUACAUGAUUUGAUACCACCGCCUGUUUGCAGGUUUAUGAAGAUUACAGUAAUCGGACGUUACGGAAGCACAAAUGCCAGGGCCAAGAUCCCCCUAGGCUUUUACUAUGGCCAUACUUAUAUCUUACCUUGGGAGAGUGAACUGAAAUUAAUGCAUGACCCACUGAGAGGUGAAAGUGAGUCUUCAAGUCAGCCAGAGAUUGACCAGCAUCUUACAAUGAUGGUGGCACUACAGGAAGACAUCCAGUGCAGGUAUAACCUCGCUUGCCAUCGACUAGAGACUCUGCUGCAGAGCAUUGAUCUCCCACCACUGAACAGUGCCAACAAUGCACAGUAUUUCCUGAGAAAGCCGGAUAAGGCUGUAGAGGAGGAUAGUAGAGUUUUCUCUGCUUACCAAGACUGCAUACAGCUGCAACUGCAACUGAACCUGGCUUAUCACGCAGUUCAAAGGCUUAAGGUGGCUCUCGGCAUGAGCAGAAAAACCCUGAGGGAACAGUUUGAUUCUAGAGAAUUGAUCCAUACAUCCUCAACUGAGCAGCUCCGCACUAUUAUCCGAUAUCUUCUGGACACACUGCUUAGCCUCCUUCACUCCUCCAAUGGACACUCUGUGCCAGCAGUACUUCAGAACACUUUCCACGCUCAGGCCUGCGAAGAGCUUUUCAAACAUCUGUGUAUAAGUGGAACCCCAAAGAUUCGACUGCAUACUGGUCUUCUCCUGGUACAGCUGUGUGGUGCUGAGAGGUGGUGGGGCCAGUUUCUCUCAAAUGUUUUGCAAGAACUCUACAACUCUGAACAGCUCCUGAUCUUUCCCCAGGAUCGAGUCUUCAUGCUACUUUCUUGCAUAGGCCAAAGAUCACUUAGUAAUAGUGGAGUAUUGGAAAGCUUACUGAAUCUCUUGGACAGCCUUUUAUCUCCUCUACAACCACAUCUCCCUAUAUACAGACGCGGUGAAGGUGUCUUGGACAUUCCUAUGAUUAGCUGGGUCGUCAUGCUGGUUUCUCGUUUACUGGAUUAUGUUGCUACAGUGGAGGAUGAAGCUGCAGCCUCAAAAAAACCUUUAAAUGGCAAGGAGCGAGAGAGGUUCUUAUCAGGUAACCAGUGGAGUUUUAUAAACAAUAGCCUGCACACCCACAGUCUGAACAGGUCAACCAAAGGAAGCAGUAGUUUGGAUAGACUGUACUCCAGGAAGAUCAGGAAACAGCUUGUUCACCACAAACAGCAACUCAACCUACUGAAGGCAAAACAGAAGGCUUUAGUAGAGCAAAUUGAAAAGGAGAAAAUACAGAGCAACAAAGGAUCUUCGUACAAGCUGCUUGUGGAACAAGCCAAGCUGAAACAGGCCACUUCUAAGCACUUUAAAGAUUUGAUACGUCUGCGCCGCACUGCUGAGUGGCCCAGAUCUGCUCAGGACACAGAAGUAUCCACAACGAAGGAGAGCCCAGAAAUUGAGCCUCUACCUUUCACAUUGGCACAUGAGCGCUGUAUUUCUGUUGUGCAGAAACUAGCUCUCUUCCUCUUAUCGAUGGACUUCACUUGUCAUGCCGAUCUACUCCUGUUUGUCUGCAAGGUCCUUGCCAGGAUAGCAAAUUCUACUCGCCCAACAAUACAUUUAUGUGAAGUUGUGAAUGAGCAGCAGUUGGAAAGGCUUCUGCUGCUUCUGGUUGGGACAGACUUCAAUAGAGGAGACAUUUCUUGGGGCGGUGCCUGGGCCCAAUACUCUCUCACCUGCAUGCUCCAGGACAUCUUAGCAGGCGAGCUGUUAGCCCCAAUAGCAGCUGAAGCCCUGGAUGAAGGCACCAUGGGAGAGGAGGCUGGUGCUUCAGCUGGGGACUCUGAUGACUCUUUGCCGCAGUCCUCUGUCAUCCCCUUGGUUGAGACUGUGGAUGAGCCUUUAACCCCUGAUAUCACAGGUGGUCCGCCUCUAUCAUCUUUGGAUAAAGAUAAAGAAAUUGACCUUGAAUUACUGCAAGACCUGAUGGAAGUUGAUAUUGAUCCUUUAGAUAUUGAUUUGGAAAAAGAUCCUCUCGCUGCCAAAGUUUUCAAGCCUAUUAGCAGCACGUGGUAUGAUUAUUGGGGUGCUGACUACGGCACCUAUAAUUACAACCCUUACAUCGGAGGUGUUGGGAUUCCAGUGGCAAAACCAGCAGCCACUACAGAAAAAAACGGUGCCCAAACCGUGACCGUGUCUGUUUCUCAAGCUCUAGAUGCUCGUUUAGAAGUUGGUCUUGAGCAGCAAGCAGAAUUGAUGUUAAAGAUGAUGUCCACCCUUGAGGCUGAUUCCAUCUUGCAAGCACUGACCAAUUCAUCUCCUACAUUAUCACAGCCUUCAAGCGGAACAGAUGACUCUUUAUUACGAGGACUUUAUGCAUCCAGUCAGUCGAAUCAACUAAUUGUUCAGUCGUCUUCCAUUCCCAUGCUGAGUGCUUGUUUUAACAAGCUAUUUUCCAUGCUGCAAGUGCAUCAUGUACAGCUCGAGUCUCUCCUACAAUUAUGGCUCACAUUGAGCCUGAAUUCUAGUUGGAAUGGGUGUAAAGAAAAUGUUGGAGACCUGUUCUUAUACAAUGCUAUUAGAGUACCAGUGAUCUCCUUAAACCAAGCUUCUAUAACAAGCUUUUUAACAGUCCUGGCCUGGCAUCCAAAUACUUUGCUUCGGACAUGGUGCCUUGUGCUUCACAGCCUCACUCUCAUGACAAACAUGCAACUGAACGCUGGACCUAGCAACACUAUUGGAGCUCAGGAAAACACUGCCCAACUGCUGGUAUCAGACACAAAUCUCCUUCAUGUACUUGUGAAAUUCCUCUCAGGAACAAAUCCCCAUGGGACCAACCAGCACAGCCCCCAGGUUGGGCCCACUGCUACUCAGGCAAUGCAGGAGUUCCUGACACGACUACAAGUCCAUCUCUCUUCUACCAGCCCCCAGAUGUUCAGUGAAUUUCUAUUAAAGCUGAUACACAUACUCUCAACAGAAAGAGGUGCUUUUCAGUCUGGACAAGGACCAUUGGAUGCUCAGGUGAAACUCCUAGAAUUCACUCUGGAACAAAAUUUUGAAGUAGUCUCUGUCAGCACUAUCUCUGCAGUAAUAGAAUCUGUUACCUUUCUGGUUCAUCACUAUAUCACCUGCUCUGACAAAGUGGUGUCUCGUAGUGGAUCUGACAGCUCUGUAGGAGCAAGGGCUUGUUUCGGUGGCCUUUUUGCAAAUAUUAUUCGACCUGGUGAUGCCAAAGCAGUUUGUGGAGAAAUGACACGUGAUCAGCUAAUGUUUGAUUUGUUGAAGCUGGUUAACAUCUUGGUUCAGUUGCCACUGUCCAGUAAUAAAGAGUUUAGUGCCCGUGCACCUGUCGUUAGCAGCACGACCGACAGUGUUUCUGAUGAGGAGAAAGUCUAUGGGGGAAAAGAUGCCAACAGCAAUUCUUCAGCUAUGCAAAAUUCCACUGCAUAUGUGGCAGAUUUGGUGCUAGCCAACCAGCAGAUCAUGAGCCAGAUUCUCUCAGCCUUGGGCCAGUGUAACAGCAGUGCAAUGGCCAUGAUUAUUGGUGCAAGUGGUUUACAUUUAACCAAACAUGAAAACUUUCAUGGAGGAUUAGAUGCCAUUUCUGUUGGUGAUGGCCUGUUCACAAUAUUAACCACACUCAGUAAAAAGGCUACAACAGUUCAAGUUAUGCUGCAACCUAUUUUAACUUACAUGGCAUGUGGAUAUAUGGGUAGACAGGGAUCUCUCUCUACCUGUCAGCUGUCAGAACCCCUGCUAUGGUUCAUCCUAAGAGUUUUAGACACAAGUGAGGCCUUGAAAGCAUUCCAUGAUAUGGGAGGUGUUCAACUCAUCUGCAACAACAUGGUGACAAGCACAAGGGCUAUCGUCAAUACCGCCAGAAGCAUGGUAUCUACAAUCAUGAAGUUCCUUGACUCUGGCCCUAGCAAGGCCUCUGAUAACAGUUUGAAAGCAAGAGUGCUUGCUUCUGAGCCAGACAACGCAGAGGGCAUACACAACUUUGCUCCCCUCGGCACUAUCACUUCAAGUAGUCCUACUGCUCAGCCUGCGGAAGUUCUGCUACAAGCCACCCCACCCCAUAGGAGAGCGCGAUCUGCUGCCUGGUCAUAUAUCUUUUUACCAGAAGAAGCCUGGUGUGAUCUGACCAUUCAUUUACCAGCAGCUGUGCUGUUAAAGGAAAUACAUAUCCAGCCUCACCUUGCUUCUCUUGCCACCUGUCCUUCUUCUGUCUCUGUGGAAAUAAGCGCGGACGGGGUGAAUAUGUUGCCUUUAUCCACACCAGUCAUCACUAGUGGUCUUACAUAUAUAAAAAUUCAACUUGUUAAGGCUGAAGUAGCUUCUGCCGUCUGCUUGCGACUCCACCGUCCCCGUGAUGCCAGCACUCUUGGACUGUCACAAAUUAAAUUACUCGGUCUCACUGCUUUUGGGAACACGUCUUCAGCAACUGUCAGUAACCCCUUCCUUCCUUCAGAGGAUCAAGUGUCGAAGACCAGCAUUGGUUGGUUACGGCUUUUACAUCACUGCCUCACUCAUAUCAGUGAACUAGAAGCUAUGAUGGCAAGUGCUGCAGCACCAACGGCCAACCUGCUACAGACAUGUGCUGCUUUACUGAUGUCACCAUACUGCGGCAUGCAUUCACCCAACAUUGAGGCUGUGUUGGUUAAGAUUGGACUUCAGUCCACCAGGAUAGGUCUUCGGCUCAUUGACAUCCUCCUUCGUAACGGUGCAGCGUCUGGUAGUGAUCCUGCUGACCUAAAUAGCCCUCUUCUUUUUGGAAGACUCAAUGGUUUAUCAUCAGACUCAACAAUCGAUAUCCUGUACCAGCUAGGGACUACUCAAGACCCUGGAACAAAGGAUAGAAUACAGGCUCUGUUGAAGUGGGUGCGUGAUUCUGCUAGAGUGGCUUCAUUGAAAAGGAGCGGUCGUAGCAGCUUCAGUUCUCCCAACAGCUCCCCUAGAGAGUUUGGUCUUUUAAUGCCAUCCCCUUCUCAUUUGCACUGUGUAGCAGCCGUAUUAUGGCACAGCUAUGAGCUUCCUGUGGAAUAUGACUUGCCAGGGUUGCUUAACCGGGAUCUAUUUGAGUCAUUGUAUAAAUGGUCCAUGUCUUUACCCUGCAACAUGGUCUUAAAAAAGGCUGUUGACGGUCUGCUAUGCUCAAUGUGUCACAUCCAUCCCAAUUAUUUCUCCCUUCUAAUGGGCUGGAUGGGAAUUACCCCUCCCCCAAUACAGAGCCAGCACAGACUGUCCAUCACGGAUGACAGCAAAAAUCAGGACCUUAAUACUGCUCUUACGGACGACUCUAAAAACGCACAAGCACCUCUUGCACUAACUGAGUCUCACCUAGCUACACUCGCUGCUUCGUCACAGUCUUCAGAAGCCAUCAAGCAAUUGCUGGAUUCUGGCUUACCCUCCCUUCUUGUCAGAAGCCUGGUUAAUUAUUGCUUCAGUCACAUUUCUAGUUCAGACUGUCCUGCCACCUCUGCGGAUGCCACGCAGGAAAGACUCAGGCGACAAUACACAUCUCAGCACUUUAGUAGGAUGCCAGUCACGGCAGACUUGGUGGCACCAAUUCUCAGGUUUCUGACUGAAGUUGGCAACAGUCAUGUUAUGAAGGAUUGGCUUGGGGGUUCUGAAGUUAACCCUCUGUGGACAACACUUUUGUUUUUACUUUGUCAUUCUGGUGCCAGCUCAGCAGGUCACAUAAACGGAUCACAGCAGACCAAUGCCAGAUGCACUUUAAUGAGUUCCACUACAGGAAAUGGUCUGACUACUCAACAAAGAACUGCUGUGGAAAAUGCAACAGUGGCCUUUUUCUUGCAGUGCAUAUCUUGUCACCCAAAUAACCAGAGAUUAAUGGCACAGGUGCUCUGUGAGCUGUUCCAAACGUCUCCGCAGCGCGGAAAUCUCCCAGCCUCUGGAAAUAUUUCUGGCUUUAUCCGAAGACUCUUCCUACAAUUGAUGUUGGAGGAUGAGAAAGUAACAAUGUUUCUUCAGUCUCCCUGCCCGUUGUACAAAGGCAGAAUCAAUGCUACGAGUCACAUCAUCCAACAUCCGAUGUAUGGAGCAGGGCACAAGUUCCGUACCCUGCACUUGCCUAUCUCCACCACACUAGCGGAACUUCUUGACCGGGUCUCAGGCAGUAAAAUUGAAUUUGAAAGCUGGGAUUCACAAAACACACCAAGUAUUACAGCUAAGCUAAUAAGUGAGCAGAAGGAUGAUAAAGAGAAGAAAAACCAUGAGGAGAAGGAGAAAGUGAAAGCAGAAAAUGGAUUUCAGGAUAAUUACAGUGUGGUUGUUGCUUCAGGUUUGAAAUCUCAGUCAAAACGUGCUGUGUCUUCAACACCACCUCGUCCACCGUCUAGACGAGGGAGGGUAAUGACUGAUAAAGUAGGCUCUUCAUCUGGUUUGGACUCUUCCAGCAAGACCAUCAGCAUUCCAGUCUUUCACCUUUCCCAUAAAUUGUUACCAGGUCAGCCCUUACCUCCUGAAAUGACCCUUGCACAGCUCCUCACCCUGUUAUAUGAAAGGAAGCUACCUCAAGGUUUCCGUUCUGUAGACUUAACAGUUAAACUUGGUUCCAAGGUCAUCUCUGAUCCAAGCCUUUCUAAAACAGACUCUUUUAAGCGUCUACACACGGAAAAAGAACAUGGGGAUAUGCUGGGCUCCUGCCCUGAAGAUGAAAUGCUAAGCCCUGGAGAUGAAUGCAUGGAAUCCAUUUUGGAUGAUUCUUUCCUGGAAACCUGUCCAAUUCAGUCACCAUUGCAGGUCUUUGCCGGAAUGGGUGGACUAGCCCUCAUUGCUGAACGGCUUCCAAUGCUUUAUCCAGAUGUCAUUCAGCAAGUCAGUGCUCCUGUUGUUACCUCAACAACUCAAGAAAAGCCAAAGGACAGUGAUCAGUUUGAAUGGGUUACUAUUGAACAAUCUGGGGAGCUUGUUUAUGAAGCCCCAGAAACUAUUGCUGCGGAGCCUCCCCCUAUUAAGUCUGCUGUGCAGACUAUGUCCCCUAUUCCUGCUCACUCCCUUGCUGCAUUUGGACUUUUUCUUCGUCUCCCAGGAUAUGCAGAGGUUCUGCUGAAAGAGAGGAAACACGCACAGUGCCUUCUCCGUCUGGUGCUUGGAGUUACAGAUGAUGGGGAAGGAAGUCACAUCUUACAGUCCCCAUCUGCAAAUGUCCUACCAACCCUUCCAUUUCAUGUUCUCCGCUCCUUAUUCAGCACUAUGCCACUCACAACAGAUGACGGUGUGCUCUUGAGACGCAUGGCACUUGAAAUAGGAGCGAUACAUCUGAUAUUAGCCUGCUUAUCUGCAUUGAGCCAUCAUGCGCCCAGGAUACCAAAUUCCAGCUCUAAUCAGACAGAGGUUUCUAGCACUCACAGUAGUGGCACUUGUGAAGAACAGCAGCUUUAUUGGGCCAAAGGCACUGGCUUUGGCACCGGAUCUACUGCUUCAGGCUGGGACGUUGAACAGGCCCUUACAAAGCAGAGACUGGAGGAGGAGCAUGUCACCUGUUUGUUGCUGGUUCUUGCUAGCUACAUCAAUCCAUCUGGAUGUGCAGUUAAUGGUGAGCCACCAGCCAAUGAGAGCAGAGGACAGAACAGUAAUGCACUCCCAUCUGUCUUGCAAGAGCUGCUAAGUCAGUCCUGUCUUAUCCCAGCCAUGUCGUCAUACCUGCGUAACGACUCAGUGUUGGAUAUGGCCAGGCAUGUGCCGUUGUAUCGAGCUCUGCUGGAACUGCUCCGAGCAAUCUCUUCGUGUGUAGCUCUAGUACCUCUGCUGCUUCCACUUACUGGGAUUAAUGGAGAAGAGGAAGAAGAACAGACUGAAUCACAAGCAUCUGUGGGCACCUUGCUGGCAAAAAUGAAAACCUGUGUUGACACCUACACCAACAGAUUAAGGUCCAAGAAAGAUAAGGCCAAGGCUGGAGUAAAACCAGAUGCAUCUGAUCCCGAGCCAGAAGGCCUGACUCUUCUGGUGCCAGACAUUCAGAGAACUGCAGAGAUAGUUUAUGCCGCCACCACCAGCCUCCGGCAAGCUAAUCAAGAAAGGAAGCUGGCUGAGUUCUCCAAAAAGGUCUCUGUGAAGUCUAAACCUUUCUCAAUCUUGCGGUCCUUAGAAGAGAAAUAUGUCGCCAUUAUGAAAAAGCUGCAGUUUGACACUUUUGAGAUGGUGUCUGAAGAUGACGACGGAAAGUUGAUGUUUAAAGUGAAUUACCAUUACAUGUCUCAGGUGAAAAAUGCAAGCGAUGCAAACAGUGCUGCACGAGCCCGGCGCCUCGCCCAGGAGGCGGUGACACUUUCUACGUCGCUGCCGCUGUCCUCUUCAUCCAGUGUCUUUGUCCGGUGUGAUGAGGAGCGAUUAGACAUCAUGAAGGUUUUAAUAACUGGACCAGCAGACACACCGUAUGCCAAUGGCUGUUUUGAAUUUGAUGUGUACUUUCCUCAAGAUUAUCCUAAUUCUCCUCCACUUGUGAAUUUGGAAACAACAGGAGGCCACAGUGUUCGAUUUAAUCCUAACCUUUACAAUGAUGGAAAGGUUUGUUUAAGCAUUCUGAACACUUGGCAUGGAAGGCCAGAAGAAAAAUGGAAUCCACAGACAUCAAGUUUCCUGCAGGUAUUGGUGUCGGUCCAGUCCCUCAUCCUUGUAUCUGAGCCGUAUUUUAAUGAGCCUGGUUAUGAGCGGUCAAGGGGCACGCCAAGUGGUACUCAGAGCUCCAGGGAGUACGAUGGGAAUAUCAGACAGGCCACAGUCAAGUGGGCCAUGCUAGAACAAAUUAGAAAUGCUUCACCAUGUUUUAAAGAGGUGAUUCAUAAACAUUUUUACUUGAAGCGAGCGGAGAUCAUGGCUCAGUGUGAGGACUGGAUUGUAGAUAUUCAGCAAUUUAGCAGUGACAAACGUGUCGGUAGGACGAUGUCUCACCAUGCAGCAGCUUUAAAGCGACAUACGGCUCAGCUCCGAGAAGAACUCUUAAAGCUCCAGUGCCCUGAAGGCUUGGACCCAGAUGCUGAUGAGUCUACAGAAAAAUGCCUUGCUACAGCAAGCUGCGAGGAGGCUUCACUGCACGAACAGGUCAAACCCAGCAGCAGUAAAGACAACCCUGGUGACUUCAAAUUCUGAGCUGCAGUGGCAUGGACUUUUACACACAGGCUUUGAAGCACAGCCAAAUAUGUCCAUAUUUGUAUGUAAGAAGCUAAUUAUGUAAUAGUUAAUGAAGCUAAAACUAUUCUAUGCCCUUAAGGAUAUACAGUUUAAUUCAAGAUGAUCUUUUACCUGUAAAAGAGUGUAAACUUUUUUUUUUUGUGCUUUUAUUUUUCAAUUGUGAGAACCACUGAUUUGGUAUGUUUAGCAAAAAUGUAAACAUGAAAAUGGAGAAAUCACUGAAAUAAGGGAAAAGUUCCUUAGGAAAGAAUGUUUACGGAAAUGUUUUUCAUUUCUUUUUCCUGUUUUUGUUUUUUUGUUUUUUUACCGAUGGCGUGAGGGCGUUGUAACAAAGAAUAUAUAUUAGUCAUUCUUAUUACUAUAACUAUUUAAAAACUGCAAAUUUUCACAAAAUUUGAUAGAUUUUGGCCAUAUCUGCAUUCUCAUCUUUGAUUUCUACAGAAAACUCCUGCUUUCUUCAAUAAACUUUAAACAGACAUGCUCCCUAUGAAAUGAAUUGCUGGUACAUUUUUCUUUUUUUUAAUAAAAAGAAUAAAUCUACAAUCAUAAGAUCUUAUAACUGGAGACUUGCUCUUGUAAGACUGAAUUUAUCGCAGUCCAAUUCAUUUGAUGCACAUUAAAUAAAUGGACCUUGUUUUAACUUCCGCUCCUA